Messenger RNA from Trifolium pratense (red clover), 1709 nucleotides. Its product is annotated as AAA-ATPase At5g57480. Bases 80 to 1627 code for a protein of 515 amino acids. The record is from RefSeq and is a predicted model, not a curated record. NCBI's taxonomy places the organism in Eukaryota, Viridiplantae, Streptophyta, Magnoliopsida, Fabales, Fabaceae. Gene Ontology annotation, molecular function: ATP binding; ATP hydrolysis activity. The transcript has a single exon.
AAAAAUUACAUAAUUUCAUUUCUCUCUUUCAUUCUCAUUAAUUAAAAACUUGCAUAUUUUCCUCAUUUUGUUCAUUAGAAUGAAAGAAUAUUGGACUUCUCUUGCAUCAAUUCUUGGUGUAUUUGCUUUCUGCCAAACAAUCCUACAAACAGUUUUCCCACCAGAGCUUCGUUUCGCUUCAGCGAAACUUCUUAACAGAAUCUUUAACUGCUUCUCAACUUACUGUUACUUCGAAAUAACAGAAAUUGACGGCGUUAACACCAACGAACUCUACAACGCAGUUCAACUUUACCUAAGUUCCUCCGUUUCAAUCACCGGUAACCGUUUAAGCCUAACACGCGCCGUUAACUCAAGCGCCUUCACAUUCGGUCUAGCAAACAAUGACAGUAUCGUUGAUACAUUUAACGGCGUUAACGUCGUUUGGGAACACGUCGUUACACAGAGAAACUCUCAAACAUUUUCAUGGCGUCCAUUACCAGAUGAAAAACGCGGUUUCACUCUUCGAAUAAAGAAAAAUCACAAACACUUGAUUUUAAACUCUUAUUUGGAUUACAUUAUGGAAAAAGCGAGUGAUAUUCGUAGAAAAAAUCAAGAUCGUUUGUUAUACACAAAUUCAAGAGGUGGAUCGUUGGAUUCAAGAGGUCAUCCAUGGGAAUCUGUGCCGUUUAAACAUCCAAGUACUUUUGAUACAUUGGCUAUGGAUCCUGAAAAGAAGAAAGAAAUUAUGGAAGAUUUGAUUGAUUUUGCAAAUGGACAAAGUUUUUAUCAUAAAACGGGUCGGGCUUGGAAAAGAGGGUACUUACUUUAUGGUCCACCAGGAACUGGAAAAUCUAGCAUGAUUGCUGCUAUGGCUAAUUUUCUUGGUUAUGAUAUUUAUGAUUUGGAAUUAACUGAAGUUCAUAAUAAUUCUGAACUUAGAAAGCUUCUUAUGAAAACUAGUUCUAAAUCGAUUAUUGUUAUUGAAGAUAUUGAUUGUUCUAUUAAUCUCUCUAACAGAAAAAAGAACAAAAAUAACGGUUCUGCUGUUAGUUCUGUUAAUUCUGUUUCAGUUUCGUCGAGGAGUUAUUAUGAUACCGGUGUUGGUGGUGGUGGUGAAGAGAAUGGUAAUUCAAUAACGCUUUCUGGUUUAUUGAAUUUUACUGAUGGAUUAUGGUCUUGUUGUGGUAGUGAGAGGAUUUUUGUUUUUACUACGAAUCACAUUGAGAAGCUUGAUCCUGCUUUGUUAAGGAGUGGGAGAAUGGAUAUGCAUAUUUUUAUGAGUUAUUGUUCAAUGCAAGCUUUGAAGAUUUUGUUGAAGAAUUAUUUGGGUGUUGAUUUGGAUGACUCUGUUUUGAAGGAAUUGGAGGAAGUUAUUGAAAUGGCGAGGAUGACACCGGCUGAUAUAAGUGAGGUUUUGAUUAAGAAUAGGAGGAAGAAAGAGAAAGCUGUUGAUGAAUUGUUGGAGAUUUUGAAGGUGAGAGGUGAAAGGAAUGGAAAGAAUGGUGAUGUGAGAGAGAAAGAUGAUGGUGAUGAUGAUGAAGAGGAAGAGCAAGAGAAAAGGGCACUUGAUAGUGAUAGUCCUAAACAAGAAUCUGAGAUUGAAGAUGAUUGCAAGGAAGGAUUAGAGGAAGAAGAGAAGAUUAAGUGAUUCAUCAUCAUUGAUCAUGGAAAUUGUAAUGAUAUUAUUAUUAUUGAUGACUUGUUUCUAAUGAAUUAAUGAUUCAUCUGUU